This is a messenger RNA of Mollisia scopiformis, 1703 nucleotides long. RefSeq lists its product as uncharacterized. Lineage: Eukaryota; Fungi; Ascomycota; Leotiomycetes; Helotiales; Mollisiaceae. The transcript has 2 exons. The record is from RefSeq and is a predicted model, not a curated record. The coding region runs from base 69 to 1493 and encodes 474 amino acids.
CCUCAUUAUCUUUUAUUGCCAAGUACAUCGUAUUCGAGCUGCUCCUCUAUUGCCUCAAAUACCCCACAAUGCUCAAACCAAUCGAAGCCGACUUCAAAGAAGCCUCAACAGCCACUUCAAAGACCUCCCCCAAUGACCCCAUCGCCAACUCCUUUGCCCAAUACAAACAAUUCGCUCUCCUCCGCUGCUCAACACCAGUGGGCCGAACCGCAGCGCCCAGCGCCACAACCCCCACUCUCGCUACAAGCAAACAAAAAGGCUCCGUCACCCUCGUAGACACGUCCGCCAAGAGUCCGGAUUUAAUACUCACCAAAUGGGUCGACAGCGAGGGCGUAGUGCGCACUCGCAACACGCUGGACGAUGCUGCAAACCAAAUCCUCUUCGCUACGAAUCACACUCGACUUUUUGAGCGAGAAAUGAAGCGAGCGUUUGAUCUUCUUGUCAACAAAGAUGAUAUCCGAGAACAUAUACUUUUGAACGCCGCUACGGUGAAAGCGCUUCGGUACUAUGUUACAGGAGAUUAUCCCAAGUUCUUGGUCGAGGUGCUAGCGAAUAAAUUGAUUACUUCUGAUAUCUUGGUCAGGAUUGGACGAGGCCCUGUUUUUGAGCAGUGGAUGGUCAAGCAGCUGAUUUUUGAUGCUGUGAUGAAGAGUAAUGUGGAUUUUGAUAAGGAGAGCGCAGAUAACGCCGUUGCUGCGACGGCCCACUUCAUCGCCAACAACGACAUGGUCAUCGGUCGAUUAGGCGGCAUCGGACAUGAAGAAUGGAAACCCGAAGGCGAAGAUGGCCUCAAGAAAUACUUCGACGAAAUCGACACCUCUACCACCAACAGCAACAUCUUCACUCUAUUCAACCAAAUUAUCCUCCAAUUUGCAACCCCGACCAAUCUCGGAUCAUCAACCGUAGAGGAUCUGAUCGCCCGAGCAGGACUAGCAUACGCCAUCAUCGUCCAAGCAGCCACCAGAGCCGUAGAGCAGCUUGUGCGUGACACGACCGCGCACGCUGCGAAAGUAUCUCUGGAUGUCUCUGUGAUCUUCGCGGCUAUCACACUAGGAGGUAGUGUUACGCCGUCUCCAUAUGUAACGCUGGUGGUAGACUCUGUUGAAGGUGUUAUUCAGACAGUCAUUACCAACUAUGUCAAUCAGCCUGUGACGGCUAUCACUGCCGUGGCGAGCAAUCUCAGUGAUCAGUUUGCGAAUUACGUGCUCAAGCCGGCUCUGGCUGGAGAUAGUGUUCCGGGAUUGUUUCCGGGCAACGUGAGUUCUGCUGCUGGGUCAGGAUCUGGGGCCAAGGGCCAGGGUGCAACACCUGCUGGAAUGGGAGCUGGAGCUGGAGGUGGGACGGGCAAAGCUGAUGCAAGCAUUCCAACUCCAACGCUGACGCUGACGCCUGCUGGAAAACGGAGGCAGUUGGGUCAGCUUUUUCAGUCAAAGUAUCAAGAUUACAUUGGGAUGCUAGACACUGUGCAUACCCCAAUGCAGAAGAUUCAAUAGACUGGGUAUUUCUUUGGCAUAGUAAGCGUAGCAUGUAGUAGCCAUCUGAUCGAGUCUUGGUCUGGAUUGGGAAGAGACACAUAUGUUUUGGCAGAACCGAGAAUUUCUCAGAGUCCAAGAACCGAUGCUUUUCUUGCAGGAGUAGAUGUUUCCAGUCUGACGGGAAGGCCGAGAGUUAGAAAUUAAGAAUGAAACAGAUCUUGCAAAGCG